Molecule: messenger RNA, 1507 nt
Organism: Salvia splendens (bonfire salvia)
Lineage: Eukaryota; Viridiplantae; Streptophyta; Magnoliopsida; Lamiales; Lamiaceae
Exons: 8
Coding region: 215-1075 (286 amino acids)
Source: RefSeq, a predicted model, not a curated record
GAGCUCUCUCUCUUCUCUCACAGAGAGUCGCAAACAGUCGACUGGAGCUGAGGUUUUGGCGGUUUCAUGCUUUCGAUUACGAUUCGAGUCGGGAUCGAAGCUGUGGCGGUUAGUAAUGCGACCAAUUUCAAGGAGCUCCAAAGCGCAACCACCGUAAAAUCCAUUUGGAGCUGCGAUUUUUUAUGAUUUUCAACCGAGGCAAAUUCGCAAGCACAUGGCGGGUGAGUUCAACCCCGGCGGCUUCCACCACCUCUACAAAUCCGGCGGCGGAGGGACGAGCAGCGGCUCCUCCGGAGAGCACGACCUGAUUCCCGUGCCCAAUUACUACGGGGGGAGCUUGAAUUUGGGGGGGAUGCAGUAUUUCAGCUCCGCGGCGGGCCCUUCCUCCUCCUCCUCGUCGCCGCUUCUGCUGGACUCUGUUCCAGGGUUGAAGCACGACACGGGGCUGGCAGUGGAGUGGUCUGUGGAGGAACAGUAUAAGUUGGAGGAAGGUCUGGCCAAGUAUGCGCAUGAACCCUAUAUUCUGCAGUAUAUUAAGAUAGCAGCUUCCCUCCAGGACAAAACUGUACGUGAUGUCGCUCUUCGGUGUAGAUGGAUGAUGAGAAAGCGAAGGAAACAGCAGGACCUGAGCUUUGGGAAGAAAAUGAAGGAAGGAAAGAAUAAACUAAUGGAAGCAUCUCUAAAGAAUAAAGUCUCUUCAGCUCCGCCAUUGAACCUGCCUGCAUAUUCUUUGCCUUCAAACCAUCAUAAUCAGAGUGAGUACAUAUUUUCCGGAGUACUUAGUUACGGAGUCGGGCAUCUGUUGGAAGAAAAUAACCAUGCUUUUGGUCAAAUAUCUACAAAUCUUUCAACUCUCAAGUUGCAGGAAAAUAUUAAUCUCUUUUUUCGUACAAGGAACAACUUAACCACAGUUUUGAACGACAUAAAAAACAUGCCUGGGAUUAUGAGUCAGAUGCCACCACUUCCCGUUCUUGUAAAUGAGGAACUUGUUUGUAGUAUUUUUCCGCAUUCAUCUCAGCACAUGACAUUUGGCGCUUCAAGUUCAAUACCUCUGAAGCAGGAGCCAGGAUGCUGAUUGCUGAUGAACAUAUUCAUAACUCGGGUCACGCCAGCUGGGUCCUUGUUAAGUACGGAAAUUUUGCUGUAAAGGUGCAAGAAGCUGGCAGGUUUUCCAGCUUUGUGUACGUCUCCCAGAGGAAUAGCACGUCGUGCCUUGUUGAAAGAGGCUCGGAGAUAUUCGAACGUUUGGAUUGUUCACGGUGCAGCAGAUGCAAAUGCAGAUGGUCGCAAAGCGUUGUUUUGGAAGCAUGAGAGAAGACAGUGCCAUGUUUUCGGAGAUAAGCUGCUGUUGCCUUCGGUGUGUAAAAGUGUACACCAAAAUAGAAACUAGUAUGGAUCUUAUCGAAUUUGCUGAAUUAUUUCACCUAAAUAGCCACCCUCUAAUCAUGAUGAUAUUGAUGAUGUAUUUUAUUCCCAAUAAAAAUGGUUAAUCUGAUUUUGGAGGUGA